AUGAACCCAAAAACAGGUGAUGCACUUGUUUUUGUCAUCAUCGAAUUCAGAAAAUACGUUAAGGGAUUCAGAUACAACGAUAUUAUCUGCAUUGAUGCGACGCGCGUCAUUUUAAAAGACAGACCAGCGGAUGAUGAUUAUAUCCAUGCAAAUUGGAUAACGAUGCCUGACAACCACAAAUAUAUCUGCACACAGGGUCCGCUCACAGAGACUCUACAUGAUUUCUGGCAUAUGAUGUUUUGCGAAAAAAGCACAGUACUCGUGCAACUUUGCGACUUCGUCGAAGGUAUGUAUGAAUGGUGA
Molecule: messenger RNA, 303 nt
Organism: Angiostrongylus costaricensis
Lineage: Eukaryota; Metazoa; Nematoda; Chromadorea; Rhabditida; Metastrongylidae
Source: the annotation of a GenBank genome assembly